Rhipicephalus sanguineus (brown dog tick) is the source of this 2661-nucleotide messenger RNA. RefSeq lists its product as uncharacterized. Gene Ontology annotation, molecular function: zinc ion binding; nucleic acid binding; aspartic-type endopeptidase activity. Gene Ontology annotation, biological process: proteolysis. The record is from RefSeq and is a predicted model, not a curated record. The coding region runs from base 1 to 2661 and encodes 886 amino acids. NCBI's taxonomy places the organism in Eukaryota, Metazoa, Arthropoda, Arachnida, Ixodida, Ixodidae. The transcript has 4 exons.
AUGGCUUCCGCCGCGCUUUCGCCGCCGCCCCCCUUUCUCGCCGCCCCGGGCACUCCAGCCAUACCAUGGACCCGCUGGAUACGCCUCUUCGAGAAUUUUCUUCUCGCGUCUGGAGCGGCCGACCUGCCUGCGCCCCGCCGUCGAGCCCUGCUGUUGCACUGCCUGGGCCCGGAAGGACAACGUAUUUUCGAUGCGCUUCCACCGACGCCCACCGCACCCCAGCUACCGACGACUGAGCCGUUGGCCGCCGCCGCUACCUCAACCGGUGAAGUCAAAGACCGUGGCGUGCCCUCCAAGCAAGAAGCAGCAGCGACGAGUCUCCCAGACGUAUACGACGCGGCCCGCGAGAUUCUGGAACGACAUUUCGCCGGCGCGCGCAACAUUCGCCUAGAACGACAUCACUUCCGAGAGCGCCGUCAGCUACAUGGUGAGUCCAUCCCCGACUUCGCCCUCGCGCUUCGUGAACUGGCAGCCUCUUGCGAUUUCGCCGAGCAAGCCAACGAUAAUAUGUGCGAUCAGUUCGUUACCGGAGUUGCAUCCCCGCAGUUGCGAUCACGGUUGCUCUUGGAAGGUGACACGUUGACGUUCGACCGUGCCGUUGAAAUUGCGCUACUCAGCGAGCGAGCCCAGCUGCAGUCGGAAGCUUUUUCUAAUUCCGUUGAGCGCAUCACACGCCAACAUCCACGUCAGUAUGACGCUUCCGAACAAAGCACGCGCGAUAGUCGCCGGUACAACAACGAGGCACGCCCCCUUUAUCAGAGCCGCCCUAGCUUGCCGCACGCUCGUCAAACGAGCUCGCCAUCUUCAGAUACCAACGCUGCCGAUGUUCAGUACAGCAAAAAUACGCAGGCUUGUGGUAAUUGCGGCACACGUCACUGUGAACCGACGGCAUGCCCCGCUCGCGGUAGAACCUGCUUCGCAUGCGGCCGCCGUGGCCACUUUAUGCGAGUGUGUCGUAGCUCACGCAGAGCACAAGGACAACGCCCGACUCACAUCCAAGAAGUAGUUCCUGAACAAGAUGCAUCAGAUGUCAUUAGCCUACUGACUGUUCACGAAGACAAGCGCAAGGGCGUCUACAUUGAUGUCGUAGUCACGCCAGUCGCCUCGAGCUCAGAACCGCGCGUUGCUAAGUUCUUGGUCGACACGGGAUCAGCUGUGUCAAUUAUACGGGAACAAGAAUUUCGAAACAUGUUUGAAGGGGUUCAGUUGACCAGCUCUGCCCUUACAUUGUUGGACUUCCAACGCCGGAAGAUCCCCGUACUGGGCCAGUUUAAAGCAAGCAUCUCGUUUAAAAGGGAAACAGCCGUGAUAGCCAUUCAUGUCACCCCCGGAGGAACUUCUCUUCUGGGUCUGGACGCGGUGCAAGCUUUAGGACUGCACAUUGUGGGCGCGCAGCUACGCUGCCUGUGCACGGCUGCCGAAGCUUCAGAGACCAUGAGUCAGAAAACAGCAACAUCUGCGCAUACGGGCGGCGCAGUUCCUGCAAGCCCGCCGAAGUUCGAUAUGCCACCUCUGUUAUGGGCUAAGUUUUCACAUUUGUUUUCACCGGGCCUUGGCCUGGCCAAAGGCGUCCAGCAUCAGGUCAAAAUGAAGCCGUCAGUCCCUCCAGUGGUGCAGAAGCUGAGACGCCUCCCACUUUCCCUGCGCAAGCCAGUUAGCGACCAGCUUCAGCGGCUCCUCUCCGAUGAUGUAAUUGAAAGGGCUAACGCCUCUGAAUGGAUCUCUCCUAUAGUUGUCGUCCGCAAGAAAGAUGACAGCAUCCGCCUAUGCGUUGACCUCAGAGAGCCCAACAAAGCAAUUGUAGUUGAUAGCUUUCCCCUGCCUCAUACGGAAGAGCUGCUGCACUCUCUUAAUGGUGCACGUUACUUCUCAAAGCUCGACUUGGCCUCUGCAUAUUACCAAGUUACCCUUCAUCCGGACAGCAGAGACCUUACGGCUUUCAUUACGCACGACGGCCUUUUCCGGUUUAAAAGAGUGUGCUUCGGAUUGGCGUCUGCUCCAGCCGCAUUUCAGCAACUCAUGACUGCAAUCCUGCAUGGUUGCAAGGGGGUCCUCUGCUACAUAGACGAUAUCAUCAUCUUCGAUGUAGGCAUGCUGCGUUCAUUUCUUGGUCUUGUGGAGUAUUAUGCCAAGUUUAUUCCCAACCUUGCCGAAGAGGUAGAACCUACGCAUCCCGCUCAGGAGAUGUCCUCACUUCGGAAGAGGGUGAAAGAGCGCCAGCUUAAAAGCAAGGAUUAUGUUGACCGACGGAGAGCUGCCCGAGUACCCAAGUUCCAAGUUGGAAAGUACGUGAGGGUCAAGAAGCCAGUCCCUGGUCCGAAAGGCACUCCCACUUUUGGACCUCCUUUGAAAAUUCUCAAGCGAAUAGGACGCUGGUCCUUCUGCCUGGAAGAUGGUCGCACGUGGAAUGCCUCUCAAUUGACUGCAGUUCCCAAGGAAGCCCUGCUGCACCAUGCGCUAAUAUGGAAUGACAAAGGACACUCCCACGACACCGUGCGAAGUCCACCGACGCCUGGCAGACCGACUCUCUCCUCUGAGCUUCACCAGCACCCUGCUCCUAAUGAUGAUGAUCGUGAUGGUGAUAGUGCUCCAGUGGAUGGUGAUGGUGAUUGUGCUCCAGUUUUUGGCACCGAACCGGCUGCACAGCAGACGUGCCACUGA